UCAUCUCAUCUCCAAAGACUCACACUUUUGCUUCUCUGAUCUUCUUCACCCUAAAUCAAGCUCAGACAGAUCAUAUAUAAUGGCAGGUGUUCAAUCUUCAAGCUUCUUGAUUUCAUCAUCAUCUUCUUCUUCUACCUCAUUUUCACAGAGAAAACCGAUCAGAGCGGCCAUUAAUUUCCCCAGAAUUGGGAGGAGAACUAACAUCUCCCUCCCCACUCUUCAGACAAAAGGAUUGGUAGAGGAAUUAGGGUUGAAAAGUACCGGGUUUACCCCCAUAACCGAAAACCUCCGGCCAACAAGGACGGUUGACCAGGUCAACGCCCGUCCUGAUCCGUUAGUUGUCGCCAAACUUUACGCCAUCUUGGAAGCGGUUGCGGAUAGAGUGGAGAUGCACAAAAACAUUGGGGAACAAAGAGACAAUUGGAACAGUCUAUUGUUGACCUCCAUCAACGGGAUUAUUCUCGCCGCCGCCGCAAUGGCCGGAAUCGCCGCCGGCGGCGGAGCCGAGGUGGCGCUCAAGCUCUCCUCCACCCUAAUGUACUUAGGAGCGACGGGGAUGCUCACAAUCAUGAACAAAAUCCAACCGUCCCAGUUGGUUGAAGAGCAACGAAACGCGACGAGGCUUUUCAAGAAUCUGUACAACGAAAUCCAAACAACGUUGUCAAUCGGUCACCCCACGGUUAGCGAUGUUAAAGAUGCGAUGGAGAGAGUUUUGGCUCUGGACAGGGCCUUCCCUCUGCCCCUCCUCGGAGCCAUGCUCGAGAAAUUCCCGGAGACGGCGGAGCCGGCCGUCUGGUGGCCGGAGCAGCGCCGGAGACCGGCCCGGAGAAUCGGAGGAAACAACAACAACGACUGGAACGGCUGGAACGGGAAACUGGAGGACGACCUGAAAGAAAUCACACAAGUUCUGAGAGUAAAAGAUAAAGAAGACUACCUAAGACUAGGCCAAAAAGCCUUGAAAAUCAACAAAAUUUUAGCCAUUUCAGGCCCUCUACUAACUAGCUUGGGCGCAGUGGGAUCUUGCCUGGUUGGAUCAUCUUCCUGGGCUGCAAUCCUGGGAGUCACGGCGGGGGCGUUAGCCAGCGUUGUGAACACAUUCCAGCACGGCGGACAAGUGGGAAUGGUGUUCGAGAUGUAUAGGUGCAAUGCCGGCUUCUUUCAGCUCAUUGAACAAUCCAUAGACUCAAACCUUAGUGAAAAGGACAUGGAGAGAAGGGAAAAUGGUGAAGUUUUUGAAAUGAAGGUGGCUUUGAAGCUUGGAAGGAGCCUUUCAGAGCUCAGAGAUCUUGCAGCUAAAUCUUCCCACAAGAAACAAGACAUUGACGAGUUUGGGAGCAAGCUUUUCUAAUUUAAUUUCUUUCCCAUAGACAAUUUUCGGGAGAAUCGAAAACCUGUAUGUAGCAGUUACUGAACCCCAUAGAGAAACAGCUUUUACUGGGAGUUAAACUUAGAAAGCAAACGAAUGAAUGUACAUAAGUCUCAGGUGUAAUUGAGUAGAGAAUACAAUCAAUCAAUUAUUCAUGAAAA
Messenger RNA from Ipomoea triloba (trilobed morning glory), 1527 nucleotides. Its product is annotated as probable F-box protein At4g22030. The coding region runs from base 80 to 1348 and encodes 422 amino acids. The record is from RefSeq and is a predicted model, not a curated record. Lineage: Eukaryota; Viridiplantae; Streptophyta; Magnoliopsida; Solanales; Convolvulaceae. The transcript has a single exon.